UAAUGUUACUUUCUGAGACUUUUAUUUUGAAAACAGCGGCCAUGUUUUAACUUCCGGCUGGGUUUACUGUAGCAAAUACUGAUCACUUGUACAUUACGUUUGUUGGAACAUGGCUUUCCAGUGUCAGAGGGACUGUUAUGUGCAGGAGUUCGACACGUGUGUCGUGUCUUGCGUGCCUGCAGAAUUAACCCUCGAGAAUAAUGGAAAGAAAGACAAGCUGAAGGGCUUUAAUCUGAAACUGAAAGACACGAUUCUGUUUCCAGAGGGCGGAGGACAGCCUGAUGAUCAUGGGACGGUUGGAGGUGUCCCUGUCCUGCGAGUGUUGAGACAGGGUCCGGAGGCGGUGCAUUUCAUCAGCUCUGCUCUGGAGGAGGGUCAGGAGGUGCACAUCAAGCUGGACUGGGAGCGACGCUUUGACCACAUGCAGCAGCAUUCGGGUCAACACUUGAUCACAGCUUUGGCUGAUACAAUGUUUGGAUACAAAACUACCUCUUGGGAUUUGGGACGUCAGCGCAGCAGCAUAGAGCUGGACACGGCCGCGGUGAAGCCUGGAGAGAUCGAGGCUUUGGAGGCGGCUGUGAAUGAGAAGAUUCGUGCACACAUUCCAGUCACUGUCAGUCUCCUGUCCAUUGAUGAUCCUGCUGUGGAGAAGGUGAGAAGCCGAGGUCUUCCUGACGACCAUGCUGGACCCAUCAGGAUCGUUGACAUCGAGGGCGUAGAUGCCAACAUGUGCUGUGGGACUCAUGUGUCCAACCUCAGUCACCUUCAGGUUAUAAAGAUUUUGGGGACUGAAAAAGGGAAGAAGAAUAAAACCAACCUGAUUUUCAUAGCUGGCAACAGAGUGCUGAGAUAUGCUGAAAAGAGUUACAGCAUUGAAAAAUCACUGACCGGCCUUCUCAAGACAGGAGCAGAUGAGCACGUUGAUGCUGUGGACAAGCUACAGAAGACGGUCAAACGUCUUCAGAAGAGUAAUCUAAUUAUCCUGAGGGAAAUGGCUGUUCUGAUAGCGCAGAACUUCAAAAACAAAGCGGACAGAGGAAACUUCUUCAGCUUACACAAUAAAGACGGUGAUAAUGAGUUCAUGAACAUCAUCGCAAAUGAAAUUGGAUUUCAGGACACAGUGAUCUUUCUGACCGUGGGUGAGGAGAAGGGUGCAGGACUAUUCUUGCUCGCAGGGCCUGAGAAUAUCGUCACUGAAGUGGGACCUCGGGUGUCAGAGCUGCUGCAGGGUAAAGGAGCAGGAAAGGCUGGACGUUACCAGGGUAAAGCCAACAGUCUGGUGAAGAGAGCAGAGGCUGAGGCUUUACUGAAGGAGCACAGCUGCAAACUCAUCGCAGGAGAGGAAUAAAACGACCGCAGACAGACGCUGACAUUCAGGUGCAGUCACGACGAUCCAGACUCUGUCUACACCGAACACAUGCAUCAUGUUGUGACACGUCAAAACUAGAUUGUUUUGUUGCAGUCAACGGAGCGGUCCACACUGGAAGCGCACAGUACUUUGCAACACAUCAUGAUGCAUCUUCAGUUGAUAGAGGCUCCAUUUCUGUUUUUACAUGCACGACAUAACUACUCCAGCCUAUUUUUUUUCCCCGCUCCAUCUAAAAAAAUAUAUAUGUUUCCAUGCUGUAGGUUUAUUAAUUAUACUGUAUAUUAUACUUCUGACUUGUGAUGUUUUGGACCUUCAGAUUUAAAUAAUUUUACUAGAGUUUUACAGAGUACCGACAUGUAAAGUUUUUUUCGCUGUUCUUAAAAAGCCCAUGCAAAUGUAGUUUUUAAAUGAAUGGAUUUCUAAGUGGAAAUUUAAAGAAACAAAUUCUAAAUUAUAUUUGCACUCUUACAGCUGAUUGGUCUGUAAACAUUUGUAGAUAACAUGCCGCUUCAAUACAUCCAGUGCAGAAAAACUCGACAUUGUUUGCUUCCAUUGUUUGCUACCUCCAAAAAGGACAAAUAAUCACUGUAAAUAUGUGCCAUUAAAGUCUUCCAUACGAGUCAUUUGCUAUAAUCCAAGUCUUUAGAUGUCUAUUUGUGUUGAACAGAACACAAUAUAAAUGAUGACAAUGUUUGCUUGUGUUCCCUUUAAGAUCACAAAGUAGGGCUGGAAAAUCAAUGUGUUCAUUUGUUCUGCAAUCAGGGAUUGCUUGUAGUUUUGUUUUAUUGUGCCAGUGAUCACUAUACAUAAAACUGAUUGAAUACUAAAAAUGAUUGUAUUUGAAAUGAAGUAUUUGUCUCCAGUUGGGUUUCAAUCAUACCUGACUGUACCACACAGCUUGUGCUAAUAAAUAAAUAAUCUCCCAAAUGAAAUUGUUUUUGAGGCUAUUGAUUUAUAGUGCAAUUCAGAUAAGGUUCAUGCUUGACUCACACCUGUUUUAUUGGAGAUGAUUUGAUUAAUCAGAUGGGUUUUUGGGUAACAUGCAAUACUCCAUCUAAAAACAAUUUUUAAAAUUCUUUUAUAUGGCAUUUUUUGACCUCAUAUACUGCAUAAAAUAUUAGCAGUUUUAAAAAUACAUUCAUUUGUACGUUAUAAAUUUAAUAUUGAUACAUUAUGUGCCAACAAACCUUGUUGUUUGAUAGAAAGUGUAGAAAAAAUGCGGUAACACUUUAUUUUGAACACUCUUGACAAUAAGUAGCAUUGCACCUACAGUACAUGUCAACUAACUCUCAUUAGAUUAUUAGUGGAGUGUCUGCUUCAUAUCUGCUACCACUUUUUGUGGUAGUCUCCCAACAGAUAUACUACUGACUAUAAGUAACUUUGCAAGUGCAUGUCAACA
Messenger RNA from Onychostoma macrolepis, 2768 nucleotides. It is a transcript of the gene aarsd1, whose product is annotated as alanyl-tRNA synthetase domain containing 1. Gene Ontology annotation, biological process: tRNA aminoacylation; regulation of translational fidelity. The record is from RefSeq and is a predicted model, not a curated record. Lineage: Eukaryota; Metazoa; Chordata; Actinopteri; Cypriniformes; Cyprinidae. The transcript has 12 exons. The coding region runs from base 110 to 1348 and encodes 412 amino acids. Gene Ontology annotation, molecular function: Ser-tRNA(Ala) deacylase activity; ATP binding; aminoacyl-tRNA ligase activity.